UACCAGCCUAUCGUUCUGCAAUAGGUGUCCUGAUAUCGAUAGCGAUAAUAGCAAAGUUAACAAUAACAAAAGAUUUAACAUAACAAAUAAUUGCAAUGCUCUGGCUGUAAUGGCAAACAGCUCCAGCUCCGACGAAAGCUGCAAGGCCCCCGACAACUUUCGCAUCUCGAGCGCCUCCACAAACGGCGAAGACGAGGAAUCAGAUGUCGCAGGAUACACAACAAAGCGCAGGCCAACGGCAGCGACGAAGGAACUGCUGAAGGAUGCGAACGCCAAGGAUAGGAGCACCAGCACGGGAAUGGGCGCCCACAUGCGGUGCCCAUUGUGCCACAGCUGCAGCGCAAGCCGAUUCCACUGUCGCAAUUGCGUCAGAAACGGAAACAUUACUCACAGCCAGGCGGAAAGGCCCGAAAGCCUGACGGAGAAGCAGCAGCGCUACAUCAACCUGCAAGCGGGCCUCAAAACCUUCAGCACGCGCUACGAACGCCUUAUCGGGCAGCACCGCUCCAAUGAGGAUCGCCUGAUGGCCAUCAAGGCCAAGCGAAAGCAACUGGAGCUUCUACAGCAACUAAUCUCCGGCACGGGACAGAGACUGCUCGUCCUCGGCGAGCGCCGCGAUGAAUUGCGUCGCGCCAAUGCUGAGAAGCGGAAGAACCUACCCAAAUACCCGGACAAGGUCAAGAUGCUCGAAAACUACGUGUUGGAUCGAGUGGAGAAAAUAGAGAAACUCAGGGAGACCCAUCUGGGUCUCCUGGACAGCAUAAAGCAGGCGGCGCGUCGCAGCAUUCAGCAGCUGGUCACCUAUGUGUUUCCCAUAGCAGAGGUGGUCCUCAAGGAGGAGCAACAGAGGCGGGCCAGUGUGGAGCGCACCGAGGAGGCAGAAACCAUAGCGGCGCUGGCCGAUGCCAAGAAUACAUCUUACAUACGCGGCAAAUGGGUUUUUCAUGGCAGUGGGAUCAGUGAAGUUCAAUACAGGAUAGUGGGCCCUUCGUUGCCAGCCAAUGGCGACUAUACCGCCUACCUGGACUGGCUGGCGGACAACAAGGACGACGUUCCCAAGGCCACGGCCAACGAGAUUACGCCGAGCAGGUUCGAAGCCUACCGCAUUGUGGGCGCUCUUACCUACACGGCGCAGCUGACGCAGUUGCUCAGCUUCUACCUGAACGUGCGGCUGCCACAUAAGAUCGCUUAUGGGGACUUCUGCCGUAAGCUGCUGAACGAGGAGCAGUUCCGGCGCAAAAUCUCGCGCCUCAACUCCAAUAUCAUGUAUCUGGCCUACACGCAGCAGGUGAAGUUGCGUGCGCUCAUCGAACAGCACACGUUGGAAAACCUACUAGCCAUCCUUGAUCUGGAGCGCAGCGACUUGGGUCGAUACGGCCAUCUGGACGUGAACAAUGCACCACUCAUGAAGUCAGUGGACUCCCUACUAAUCGGCAUCGAGACCGCCACGGAAUCGGAGUCAGAGGACGAAAACUCCCUGCGCAUGGACUGGGAGGCGGUGCCAAGCCUGACUCCGCAGCCGGAGCUGGCGGAUCCCAAUCUGAUUCCGGCAGCCAACCAGCAGUCCACCAUCGCCUUCGUGCGAAUGGCGGCCACAUCGGUGCUGCGCUGGAUCAAAUGAUCGCAGACCAACAGACGCCCGAUCUUUCGGCUAUAUCAUCAUGAGACACGCGUGUUAUCUUUUACAAAUUAGACUAAGUAAUCGUUUCUGUGACAGUGCGUCGAUGUUUGUCGGCAGUCGCUGGUUUUAGCGUUAUCCUUUGGUUUACAGAACUAAUUUUGUAUCAAUUAUAUAUAUAUACAUAUAUUCGCUGUGUGUAAAGAAAAUGCGCCUUUUGGAUUUACUUUUAUUACAUAACUUAUUCGCCUUUAUUUAAUAAAAAUGGUUCUCUAUAAAUAAAUAUAUAUAAAUUUGCUUUAUUAA
Drosophila simulans is the source of this 1924-nucleotide messenger RNA. It is a transcript of the gene Atg14, whose product is annotated as beclin 1-associated autophagy-related key regulator. The record is from RefSeq and is a predicted model, not a curated record. The coding region runs from base 110 to 1621 and encodes 503 amino acids. NCBI's taxonomy places the organism in Eukaryota, Metazoa, Arthropoda, Insecta, Diptera, Drosophilidae. Gene Ontology annotation, cellular component: extrinsic component of phagophore assembly site membrane; phosphatidylinositol 3-kinase complex, class III; autophagosome. The transcript is spliced from 3 exons. Gene Ontology annotation, biological process: mitophagy; cellular response to starvation; autophagosome assembly.